AUGACCCUUUUCAAGAGUGAAUAUCGCAGCCCACAACAUAUGAGCAUGACUGGAGAGCUGAAAUCGAGCCACUCUAAGACGGGAGCAGCCAAGAGGCCUAGCAGGGCUUUGUACGGAUCAGAGUAUGACCUGGACUAUGACUGCUAUCGGGAGGAGCUGUAUGACAGGGUCUAUGAUUACCAGCGUGUACCAUCUUCUCUGCCAGCACUGCCCCAUGGCUCCAGUUUACCCAAGCGAUCCCGCUCCUCCUCCUCCUCAUCCAGCCUGCGACGCAGCCGAGACAGGCCCUCCUCAAAGAGCUCCAGACCCCACUCCUCCAGCAAGGCCAAGUUGAAGAUGGAGGAGCUGCAGACUAUAAAGAGAGAGCUGACAGUGAUAAAGGUGCAGAUUGAUGGACUGUUGGAUAGCUUGGACAGGAUGGAUAGACAGAGAGAGGAACACACGGGUUCUCCUCUGUCUCAGGAGGGUAGUUUGGGGGGUUCACCCUACCACCUCUCAGCCAGCAGUCCGGAGGGCUCUCCCACAAGCCCCAGCCUCCGCCGCAGAGUCUGCAGAGACAGCCCCGAGCUGGGGGAGGCAAGCGAUGAUGACCCCCACACGAUGAAUCACCACAGCUCUGAUUUGGAGGACGAAAUGUAA
This is a messenger RNA of Chanos chanos (milkfish), 639 nucleotides long. Its product is annotated as RNA-binding Raly-like protein. The record is from RefSeq and is a predicted model, not a curated record. Gene Ontology annotation, cellular component: nucleus. Gene Ontology annotation, molecular function: RNA binding. The coding region runs from base 1 to 639 and encodes 212 amino acids. The transcript is spliced from 7 exons. Lineage: Eukaryota; Metazoa; Chordata; Actinopteri; Gonorynchiformes; Chanidae.